GUGCGAUUGGUGACCGACGCCCCCCCCUCCUGCCCUGAGGCCGGCUAGUACUGCCGCCGCUGCCCGGCCCGGCAUGGCGGGCGGCGGGGCAGCCAGAACCCGAACCCGGAGGAAGGGCGGCCGGGAUCCCCCUGAUGCUCUGGUAUUAUAAAAGAGACAACCCUAUAUGAAGAUGGGACUGCUGGUGUACAUGCGUAACCUGCUACUAGCCCUCUGUCUCUUUCUGGUGCUGGGCUUUCUGUAUUAUUCAGCUUGGAAACUGCAUCUUCUCCGAUGGGAGGAUUCAAAUUCAGUGGUUCUUUCCUCUGACUCCGUUGGACGUUCAAUAGGCUCAGGAAGGAGAGAGAGAAAAUCCACAUCUCUUGUGCCUCUGUCAUCUCUCCCAUCACAUCUUGCUGCAAACCUGGGAACAGGCAAAGCUAAGAGAGAACCUGUCGCUAUUCCACGCCCAACCAUUCCUAAAUAUGACAAACUGGGAUUUCUCCUGCAGCUGGAUUCCAGACUGCCUCCAGAACUAGCAUCAAAGUAUGCUAACAUCUCAGAGGGGGUUUGCAAGCCUGGAUAUGCAUCUGCACUCAUGACUGCCAUCUUCCCAAAGUUCUCAAAGCCAGCACCAAUGUUUUUGGAUGAUUCCUUCAGAAAGUGGGCACGAAUCCGGGACUUUGUACCGCCUUUUGGAAUUAAAGGGCAAGAUAAUCUGAUCAAAGCCAUCUUGUCAGCAACCAAAGAUUAUCGUCUUACUCCAGCCCUUGACAGUCUCAGUUGCCGGAGAUGUGUUAUUGUGGGAAAUGGUGGCAUUCUAGCAAACAAGUCACUGGGUUUGAAAAUCGAUGACUACGACAUUGUUAUCAGGCUGAACUCUGCUCCAGUGAAAGGCUUUGAAAAGGAUGUUGGUGGCAAGACAACAAUGCGAAUAACAUACCCAGAAGGGGCCAUCCAGAAACCAGAGCAAUAUGAAAAGGAUUCCCUCUUUGUGCUGGCAGGGUUCAAGUGGCAGGAUUUCAAGUGGCUGAAGUACAUUGUUUACAAGGAAAAAGUGAGUGCCUCUGAUGGCUUCUGGAAGUCUGUGGCAACCCAUGUUCCAAGAGAGCCACAUGAAAUCCGUAUCCUGAAUCCAUAUUUCAUCCAAGAGGCAGCUUUCAGCUUUAUUGGCCUUCCUUUCAACAAUGGUCUGAUGGGCAGAGGGAACAUCCCUACUCUGGGAAGUGUAGCAAUAACCAUGGUGCUCCACAAUUGUGAUGAGGUAGCAGUGGCUGGAUUUGGUUAUGACAUGAGCUCUCCAAAUGCACCACUACAUUACUAUGAAAACAUCAAGAUGUCUGCCAUCAAAGAGUCCUGGACGCACAAUAUACAGCGGGAGAAGGAGUUUCUACGAAAGCUGGUGAAAGCUCGAGUAAUCACAGACCUCACCAGUGGAAUAUGAGGAGGCGCAGCCAGUGUGCGGAAUUGCACAGCUACAUGCAUACAGCUGAGGACAAGGGCAGCAAGAGGUCCUUGGCAAGAAUCCCGGCUUUUUAGAGACACACAGUGCCCUUGAAAAGUCUCCCUGGCCUGCUCUGCCUGCCUGCACCAGGGCUCACAGGGGAGCAGCGGCUAUUGGCCUGAGGGGGCAGGUCGCACACUCGGAACUGCAAGAGGAUCUUGUGCUUGAGAUGGAAUAUCACUGGAGAGAACAAACAGAGUGGUAAAACAAAACAAAAUUGUGCCAAAUGGGAACAGGAGCCAGGCCAGAGGCAGCAGUGUUUGAAUGUCCAAUGCAUUAUUUUAUAUGUAUACAUACAUAUAUAUAUAUAAAGAAACUCUUGAGAAUCACACUAAAUAUAUCAAGUGGAGCCUGGCCUGUGCACCAGCCCCAUGGGACACCUGACCUGGUGUUGCACUUAGCCUGCCUCUGUGCCAGCCACAGCCCCUUUGCAGGGCUUGAAUCCGUCCAAGAAUUGUCUGUUGUUGGUGCUGCUAUAAUUUAAAAGUAUUGUGGCCUCACUUUGCCCUAGAUGGAGCAAUUGAGAGGUCUAUUGGAUCUUCAGACUCCCUGCUUCUCAUGCAGCAGCCACUGCUGCCAACAUUCACCAGGCUGCAUUUUUAGCCAUUGUUCACAGAACUCACAUCAAUGUGUUGGGGGAUUUCUACCUGUUUGGUAGGUUAGCCACAGGCCCUGCUGGAAGAAACCCCAAAAUAUUUGUUUUCUGUGGCAACUGCAUCAUGGUUCUGAAGUGUUCUGUACUUUUUUGUUUUUGUUUUUUUGCUUGGGGAGGGAAUAAUUUAUUUUUGGAUCAGGUCAGAAAUUGUCCUAAAAUAUGAAGUUUCACCAGUGUUCAGCAACUAAUGCUGCCAGAAAUUUUACACUCAUUCGGUUGUAUUCUAUUUUAAGUGGUUACUACCUUGAUAGUGUUUAAGCUCCUCUGGAGAUACUGAUAGAAAUUGCCUGGCCUGCAAUUACCCCAUUUUUAGCUUCCAUGUGUCAGGUGUUUAACUCAGUCUGUUACCAAAUCCUUCUGCAUCCUUUUAAAGGGGACAGAGAGGGGUAUUUGUAUUCCUGUGCCCUAAGUGUCAGAUGCAUUAUUUGCACAAGUGUGUUCCAUUUGUUUUGGAAAAGUUAGAAAUAUAUUGUGCAAAGUGACCAAACAGUGGGAAGGGUCAAAUGGCAUCAUUUGUCUGGGGAUCUGUGCACCCAAGAAGCUUUCUCAGGGGCUCUUACCCCUCCUCUUCUAAAAUACAAAUAUAUUUUGCAUUGAAGUGAGGUUCAACAGUACAUUAAAAUCAUUGGCUUGCCUUUCCUUGCACAGAGAGGAUACGAGAAUCUGAACAACUCUUGUUAUGCAGAUAGACAUGAAGAAUGUUUAUUCUGUGUAUGCCAGUGGUGUUACCCUGUAUUCUGCAAUGUGAGUGUGCAUUUCCAUAAUUGUUUUUCAGGGUCAUUUGGAAAGGUAAGAGCAUAGUUACGGAAUUAGUUAAUGAUACAAGAGCUAACUUAAGUCCCCAGGCUAGUUAACCUCUGCCUCCACUGACCCUGUACCUCUGUAGGACUACUUAAGGUAAAAGCAUUUCCUGAAAGUUGGCAUUUUUAACUUUUACUGACCCAAAACGCACAAGCUGACAUACUCUGGGCAGGAGUUGAGUUGAGCCUGGCAGAGCUUCCCAAGUGUGCAGUUUUCCUUGCAUGUGCAUCAAAGUGUGUCAGGCUUGAAUGGCAGCUCCUCAUAGGGGAGGAUGGCUGCUUUGUUUGUUGGCCCUUGUUGGCUGAGAGUAAUGAGCUGGAGUGUGAAGUAUUGAAUUUGUAGCCAGCCCUUCUUGUAUUGGAAUUAGCACAUUUGAAUACAUCUCUAUUAUUUGUUUAUCUGCUCCACUAACCGCCUGAUAGUUUUCAGAAAUGUCAGACCUGGUUUGCUAAGCAUCCAGCAACACAGCUGGGCAAAAAUAUAUAUCCAUCCAAAUUUUGCCUACUUGAAUGCUUUCUUGUGAGAUUCAAAACUGAAUUGGAAUUGCUGCCCAGGCCAGAAGAGUGGAGCAUAAUUGCCCCCAAAUGCUCUGUUUUCCCCAAGUCACACUGGUUCACUUUGAACUGGUACUCAAAUCAUGUUAACUUCCACUUCCGUAGUUUCUAAAGCUGGGUUUGCAGCGUUCCUGGGAGAGCUAUUUCAGCUACAUGAAUCAAUGAGAAAUUUCCAAGAUUAUAGAAGUUUCUGAAAAAUAUGUCAUUCAUUCAUCACUGUACAUAGCCUGGAUGGGAGGUAUGUGUGUGUUCUGAUAGGCCCAAAGAGUGUGAAUGAGUUGUAGAAUUGGGGAGCGGGCCUCCACCAUAUUGACCAGUGCUAAGCCUCCUAUUGGCAAUCAAGCCACACAGAAAGCAAGGCUAUGGCAUUAGUCCCUCAAGAGUGAUGUGCUGAAAAAGUAUUAAGAUGAUAAUGUUGUUAGUUCCUGUGCUCUGUGUUGAGUCCAUUUUAUUAUCCUGCCCUGGAUCAGUUACCUCAGGGUCCUGGCCAGAGAGCUACAUUUGUGGAUUCUCAGAGUGGAAAUGGAGCCACUGCCACUUUUCUGGAUAUAAUGGUAGAGUGAUAAGAGGUGGGUUGAACUCUCUUUCCUGCCAAUCUAUGCUAUUUUAGUGCAUUUGCUGCCCCUAAGUGCAUGCACUUUCUAUCCCAUUAGUCAUGUACCGUUCCUACGACAUGUGCAAAAGAGGAACAUUUGUCAGGAAAGGAUCACUGAUACACAGAGGCUAUGCCCUCAGUCCACCUCCAUUCUGAGCUAGGGUUGCUACCCAGAGGAGAAAAACAGACAUUGCUCAUUGGCAAAUGUUAACUCAACUGCACGUGCAAAAGGGUAAAACUGAGUAUUCCUAAUAUUUUACAAAUCUUAUUUCUCUCAACUUCAUAAUAAUCAUGUAAAAUUUGCAAUUAUUCCAAUUUUAGUAGGGCUGUCACCCAGUUAAGAAGAAAGCUUAUUAUAUGAGUUUCAGUCAAUUAAUCAGAUUUGUAUAUAGUUCAGAAGCAAAAAAUAAAAUAAAAUCAUGCUUCCGUUGCUCAGUGCACAUGUAUGUCAUUGCCGAAAUCAUCUUAGAAGAGGCAUUCCCUCUUGUUUGAUGGGAAAGGAUGAUGCCUCUGUUAAGAUUAUGCUUGGCAUCACUAUUUCUUCCAAGUAUUUGUAUUAAAUGUAAUACUUUU
Molecule: messenger RNA, 4661 nt
Organism: Podarcis raffonei (Aeolian wall lizard)
Lineage: Eukaryota; Metazoa; Chordata; Lepidosauria; Squamata; Lacertidae
Gene: ST3GAL3
Product: ST3 beta-galactoside alpha-2,3-sialyltransferase 3
Exons: 13
Coding region: 167-1423 (418 amino acids)
Molecular function (GO): sialyltransferase activity
Source: RefSeq, a predicted model, not a curated record